This is a messenger RNA of Ahaetulla prasina, 3046 nucleotides long. RefSeq names its product potassium voltage-gated channel subfamily E regulatory subunit 1 (gene KCNE1). Gene Ontology annotation, biological process: potassium ion export across plasma membrane; regulation of heart rate by cardiac conduction; negative regulation of delayed rectifier potassium channel activity. Lineage: Eukaryota; Metazoa; Chordata; Lepidosauria; Squamata; Colubridae. The transcript has 2 exons. Gene Ontology annotation, molecular function: delayed rectifier potassium channel activity; potassium channel regulator activity; voltage-gated potassium channel activity involved in ventricular cardiac muscle cell action potential repolarization. The record is from RefSeq and is a predicted model, not a curated record. Gene Ontology annotation, cellular component: membrane. The coding region runs from base 171 to 548 and encodes 125 amino acids.
UCCCUCCCAGGAGGCACAGCCGUACAAGCUGGGUGGAUUCCCAACAGCCAAACUUCAGGCUUCUUUCUAGCCAUUCUCAGAGUGUGAGCCUGACUCACAGCAUCCAGGUUGCAGGCUCCCUCCUUCGCACAACUUGAUCUUGUAGAAACAGCUGCAUCCCUCAUGACACAAUGGCAAUGCUGUCCAACAACACAGCCUUAACCUUGAUCCUCUCAAAAUUGCUAGAAGACUACGUAGAGAAGAAAAACCAUCCCACGCCUUUACCCUUCAUUGAUUCUAGUGACCAUCUGGAAGUAGUGUUUAUACUUCUGCUGCUUGGAAUUUUUGGAUUCAUCACCUUUGGGGUCAUGAUCAGCUAUAUCCGCUCCAAAAAACUGGAACAUUCCAAUGACCCCUACAAUAUAUACAUCGCCACUGAUCUCUGGCAGAAAAGGGAUAAAGCCAACUUGCAGGCCAAAGUAGUAGAAAAUUAUAAAUCAUGUUGUAUAUGGAAAAAUGAGCAUGCUGUCGAACAACCUACUAAGCAUAUCCCUGAAGUGAAAUCUUAAUAACAAAAUGGUCAGCCUGUUGAAGAGACAUUGUGCUGUCCCUUCAAAAGUACCAAAGAGACAGCAGUUGGACAAUACAUUUCAAAAGCAAAGGGAUAGAACCUAUAACCACUACAACUGCCUCCCUUAAAUUGAUGCCACACUAAUGUGUUGGAUGACACCUUCCAGCAAUUCCUGACCAAUAUGUGCUUACUGUGUAGUAGAAGGAGUUGUUAUUUGAAGAGCUCAUUAUGAGGCACCAUGUUGGGAAAGGCAGUUGUUCUAACCUAAACAGUAAAAUAUAUGAGGUAUUUGUAGGUUAUGAUUUAUCCCAGCGUAGGUUUUCCACUUCAAAAAUCUGGAUGUACUAUGAAUAGAUCCUUGUUCUAGACUUCAUUCUUAUUAACAAAACAACAAGCAUGAAAAUGUUGCUUCAGUUUGACAUUUUGCAGGUAUCUCCAUCUCACCAACAGAAAACAUGAAACUGAUUCACAGAAGAUGGAGCAAGACCAAUACAGCUUAAUAUAAAUCACAGAAUUUCUUUGUGUAUAAUAUAAUAUAGGCUAUCCAAAUGAAUGGGCUUUUAACCAGUUAAAAUUUAUGGCUGAGGACAGAUUUGUUUAAAUUUAGGAUUUUUAAAAAAAAAUUAAUUUUUUUUUAAAUUUAGGAACUACAGAAACAGUCAUUAGCAACUGUUCAGUUUCACAAAAUAUGAAUUUACAAGGAAAAAUGUAAAGAAGGAGAAGCUAUAAUUAAACUUAGCUACAUUAUACAGCUAAGAGCAUUUCAAUACUAAUAUUGGACAUCAUUUGGGGAUCAAUUCCAGCUCUUAUUGAUCUCAUGAUAUUUGUUUUGGAGAGCUCAGUAGAUUAAUUCUGACUUUUGGCCUUUAAAUCUCAGUGGUUCGCAAACCUUGUGGAUGAUUUGCUUUGCCACUGACAGGACCUCUUGCUUCAAUCUGGUCCAUGGGCUCCAUUUAAACCAGUCCUUGCUUUCCCUUGGCCCAAGGUUCACAUACAAUUCCUGGAGUUUCUUUUCUCUCUAUGCUUUGCUUGGAACCGGGGUAAAAUCUAUUUACUGUCCCUACCGGUUCGGAAAUGUGUGCGCAUGUGCAUCACAUGCAAUUUUGGUCCCUCUGUGCAUGCACAAAGCCUCCUGGGCAUGCCCAGAGGGUAAAAAACAGGUUACUUCCAGGUUAAAACCAGAAAGUAACGACGUCCUGGCAAGUGAACGGAGCCUCGCGCUGCCACCGCUACCAGUUCACUGAACCAUCCGCCACCGCUACCAAUUCGCCUGAACCAGUGUGAACUGGUAGCAUUUCACCCCUGCUUGGAACCUAUUCCUUUUCUUACAAUCCACAGAAACACAAUAUAAAUAUACAUAGCCGCUUAGAGCCAAAAACACUAGGUGAAUUUAAUAAAUAAAUAUGAUUCUAAAUAUGAGAUAAACAUUUCACUUAUAGAUUUCUUAUGAAAUCAGUUGAGUACAAUUCUCCAAACCUUUCAGUUACUGAUCAAUCUUUCUUAUGAUAAUUCACUGAUUCUUGUUUUAAUUUGUAUGAUAUUUCUCAUUUUCCUUUAAUAAGUGAUUUCUAUUGAAGGAGUUUGUAAUUUCUAGUUAUUAUAUAACUUCAGUAGUAUUUCAAACAAAUGAAAUACUGUAUUUACUGUAUUUUUAUACAAUAUCCUCUAUUGAGGAACAAUUGAUUGGGAAUUGGUAAAUAAUGGUAUACUGUAAAAAUAUAUCAUUAAGGCAGCCAAAUGACCAGAAAAAUGGGCUAGUUUGUUCUUAAUCUUGAUUUUAGAAAUCAGCAAGUAAUUAGUAUACCAUAUAAAUGCUUUCAAAUAAUUGUAACUUCAAUUCCAACUUCAAUCUUUUUAUGUACAUUAUGUGAUUGUAAUUAGUCUUUAUACAUUUGUAAUUUUUCAUCACAAAAUGUAAUAAAAAUGCUAAUGUCAGAUAUGUUGCAUAUUGCCCUGCAGCCAAUUCAUGACAAACUUACCUUGGUUGUAUCAUCUCCCCAGAAAUAAUUCUCUUGCUAACUCUUUGAAUUUCACUAGGUUUCUCUUGGUAUAGCAGCCUAUCACCAUCAAAAUAAAGUUUCAGAAAAAUCUAUUUUGUGUCCUCCCUUUUCUAACUGCUACAAUAAAUGAGUAUUCAAUAUUUCAUCCACUUAAAACAGUUCUCCUCCAUAUUUUAGCCACCUAUCGGGGUUUUUUUUAGUAUGAGGAGGUGGAAAAAAGCUAGCUAGUCAUCACCCAGAGAAUAUCAGGGCUGAAUCUAGAUCUUGUCUCAUCUCCAACUCUGGAUCCCCAAUUUGGUGCCCCUCAGUUAUGUUGCCUAUAGCUCCCAUUGUUAUUUCAGCUGGGGAAAAUGAAAUUUGUAGUCCAAUACACAUCAGAAUAUUCUAGGGUCAUGCAUCAAAUUAUAAGGAAGUGUUUAUAAGAAAAUGGGAACUAAUUCAAAAAAUUAAUGUAAUUUGGAUAGCAAACUGACUUUUGAUACACACUGUAUUAUAU